Hevea brasiliensis (rubber tree) is the source of this 2565-nucleotide messenger RNA. RefSeq names its product probable E3 ubiquitin-protein ligase ARI8. Bases 347 to 2119 code for a protein of 590 amino acids. Gene Ontology annotation, molecular function: zinc ion binding; ubiquitin conjugating enzyme binding; ubiquitin protein ligase activity. The record is from RefSeq and is a predicted model, not a curated record. NCBI's taxonomy places the organism in Eukaryota, Viridiplantae, Streptophyta, Magnoliopsida, Malpighiales, Euphorbiaceae. Gene Ontology annotation, cellular component: ubiquitin ligase complex; cytoplasm. The transcript is spliced from 15 exons. Gene Ontology annotation, biological process: positive regulation of proteasomal ubiquitin-dependent protein catabolic process; protein polyubiquitination; ubiquitin-dependent protein catabolic process.
AUCCCCGAAAGGUCUUCUCUCUCUCUCUCUCUCUCUCUCUCUCUCUCUCUCUCUCUCGCGCUUUUUGGUGAAUGGUGGAGUGUGACUGUGACGACAGGCUCCUUUCUGAAAAUCCUUCUUUACUAAUUAUUAUUCAUCAUUUUAUUUUAUUACUAAAUUAAUCAUCUUUCUCUCUUCCCCUUUCAUUUCCUUUCAAACCAGCUCUCUCUCUUCUCCGUUUCACCCUUUCUUUUCUUCUUAUUUCUUUCUACCUCCUCCUCUUUGUAUUUCCCCUUCUAUACUACCACUUUUCACAAUCAAUCAUUUCUUCAUUUAGGGUUUCCGUUCAAUUUAUACCAAUUUCAUCAUGGAUUCGGAGGAUGAGUUCGAUAUGCAGGAUGCUGCCGCUGAAUCUGCUGAUGAUGAUUUCUACAGCGGAGGUGAUGAUGCUUUUGAUAGCGAUGACGCUGAUGUUGCUGAUUAUGAGUUCAUCGAUAACGAUUCCGAUGAUUCCGAUGACCUCAUCUCCCAUCGUUAUCAGCAAAACUAUACCAUUCUGGGUGAAGCAGAUAUUUGUCAACGUCAAGAAGAUGAUAUUAUGAGGGUAUCUACUGUACUUUCCAUUUCAAAGGUUUCAGCUAGCAUUUUGCUCCGCUAUUACAACUGGAGUGUCAGUAAAGUGCAUGAUGAAUGGUUUGCAGAUGAAGAAAAGGUUCGCAGGGUUGUUGGCUUAUUGGAGAGACCAGUUGUUCAAUUUCCAGAUGGUACAGAAAUGACAUGCGGAAUUUGUUUUGAAACAUAUCCUUGUGAUAGGUUGUAUGUUGCUGCUUGUGGUCAUCCAUUUUGUAGUUCAUGCUGGCAAGGCUACAUAAGCACAGCUAUUAAUGAUGGUCCUGGAUGUUUGAUGUUGCGAUGUCCUGAUCCUUCCUGCAAUGCUGCUGUCGGUCAAGAUAUGAUUAAUGAGUUGGCUUCGGAUGAAGACAAGGAAAAGUAUUCUCGCUAUUUCAUAAGAUCUUAUGUUGAGGACAAUAGAAAGACCAAAUGGUGCCCUGCUCCAGGAUGUGAUUAUGCUGUGGAUUUUAUUGUUGGCAGUGGAACCUAUGAUGUAACUUGCGGCUGCUCAUAUAGUUUCUGUUGGAAUUGUACUGAAGAAGCCCAUCGUCCUGUUGAUUGUGGAACUGUGGCCAAGUGGAUACUGAAAAAUAGUGCUGAGUCUGAAAAUAUGAACUGGAUAUUGGCUAAUUCCAAACCUUGUCCAAAGUGCAAACGACCUAUUGAGAAAAACCAAGGUUGUAUGCAUAUUACAUGCACACCGCCUUGUAAAUUUGAGUUUUGCUGGCUUUGCCUUGGUGCAUGGUCAGAUCAUGGAGAGAGGACUGGGGGUUUCUAUGCAUGUAAUCGUUAUGAGACAGCAAAGCAAGAGGGAGUGUAUGAUGAGGCUGAAAAGAGAAGAGAAAUGGCAAAAAAUUCUCUAGAGAGAUAUACUCAUUAUUAUGAACGAUGGGCAACCAACCAAGCUUCUAGGCAAAAGGCACUGGCAGACCUACAGCAAAUGCAAACUGUGCAUCUUGAGAAGUUGAGUGACAUACAGUGUCAACCUGAGUCUCAACUGAAGUUCAUAACUGAGGCCUGGCUACAGAUAGUUGAAUGCAGACGAGUUUUGAAAUGGACUUAUGCCUAUGGAUAUUAUUUACCUGAGCAUGAACAUGGCAAGAGAGUAUUCUUUGAGUAUUUGCAAGGUGAAGCCGAGUCUGGGUUGGAACGUCUUCAUCAAUGUGCUGAGAAGGAGCUUCAGGCUUAUCUAAAUGCGGAGGGCCCAUCAAAGGAUUUCAAUGAGUUCCGCACUAAACUUGCUGGAUUGACCAGUGUGACUCGGAACUACUUUGAGAAUUUGGUUCGGGCGUUGGAGAAUGGUCUAUCAGAUGUGGACUCUCAUGGUGCCAGCAGCAGGACAACAAGCUCAAGGAGCUUGGGAGGUGGAAGCAGCAGGGUUAGAAGUGGGAGAGGCAAGGGCUCAACAUCCAGGUCAAGUGGCCCUAGCAGAAACAUUGAUGAUUCAGGCCACUGGUCAUGUGAGCAUUGUACGUAUGCAAAUAUCAGGUCAGCUACCGUUUGUGCAAUAUGUCAGCAACGUCGAUAAAUUUAAUUUUUCUACCCUGGUCAGCCACCUGGACUGGAAAUAUCAGUUUUGCCACUUUGGAGAAAGUCCAAUUACAUUGGGGAGACACGUUUUAGAGCACUGCGGGGGAGGGAAAGAAUAAAGCUACAUUUGAUUUCUCGGCUGUAUGACCUGAACUGCAAUGAUGGAGAAUUGAAAUGGGGAGGGGGUUGAAAAGGGAAGUGUUUGUCUUGUUUCUGGAGUCGGCUGUAAAUAGUUUGCCAUUUACUGCGAUCUUUAACUUGUAUUGGGUAUCUUAUAUCAGGAUCAUCCAUGCAAAAUAUAUAUAUUCAUCAUCUGUAAUCUUUACGAUCAUUUAUUUAUGUAUGUUACUAAUAGAUUUAUAGUGUACUUGAUGCUUUCAAGUGUUUUGUAGGAAUUAAAACUGCUUGGGGUUGGUAGGAUAAAUAAAUAAAUAUGUUGUACGA